Molecule: messenger RNA, 2613 nt
Organism: Dissoconium aciculare CBS 342.82
Lineage: Eukaryota; Fungi; Ascomycota; Dothideomycetes; Mycosphaerellales; Dissoconiaceae
Product: aspartate kinase
Exons: 2
Coding region: 484-2199 (571 amino acids)
Biological process (GO): amino acid biosynthetic process
Molecular function (GO): aspartate kinase activity
Source: RefSeq, a predicted model, not a curated record
AGGAUAGCAUUGACUCAUUGGUCUCCUUCCUUUUCGCAUUGGCUGAACGAACGAGUGACUCCAUUGGAAUGUAAUACUGCAGUGUGUGGUGAAGUUAUAUAGUCAUCGCGGGCCCCGCAAGACAUUUCGUUCAACCACCACCACCACCACCACAAGACUCAUCACGCGUCUCCCGCUCUCUCUUCCUCUCUCUCUACAUCCUCACGCACUCACACGGUCUCUCAAAACGAUCCUCCCUUUCCUCUCCACUCUCUGUACAUACGACAAUUCCACCACUAAUACCAACUUCGAUCUCAAUCCACUCGCGAUCCUCUCGUCUCUUCCAAUUUCUCUCUCGGCGCUCCUCCUCCCGAUUGUCCCCGCGCCACCACUCAUCCUCCUACGACUCGUCCCGUCUUGCAAAACGGAAGAAAAGGACCCGGUGAUUCCCUUUUUUUUUUGGGAUUGCUCGUCAGAACAACUUCUCCCAAUCACACAUACACCAUGGACUUCCAAGUCAUCCGAAGAGAGCAUCCGCAGCUCGACGCGACCCGCUUCAUCAAUGGCAUCAUCUCGCAGAGACCCGCCAAGAUCGUCAACCAGAAACCAUAUCUCCCUCCACAAGACAUGCCGAAAGCCAACAAUUGGAUUGUUCAGAAAUUCGGCGGGACCAGUGUAGGAAAAUUCCCUUUGAAAAUUGCAGAGGACAUUAUAUUAGCAGGCCUUAAACCGGGACACAGAAUAGCCGUCGUCUGUUCCGCCCGAAGCUCCACCAUCAAAAGCGAAGGCACCACCACCCGACUCGUCCGUGCGGCCCAUGACGUUCUCGACCCGCAUUCGAGUCAAUUCCGCGAAAUCGUCGAGACCAUCCAAAACGACCACCUCCAGGCCGGCAAAGAUGCCUGUAACAUCUGGGGAUCCGCCACGCACAGCGAGAUCUACGAGGCCUACAGCAAGGCCGUCAAUGCGGAAUGUCAGACCUUGCUCAAAAUCCUCGAGGCCGCGCAGUACCUCCGCGCCGUCACGGAUCGAACGGAGGACAUGGUCAUCUCGGUCGGCGAAAAGCUGAGUUGUUUAUACAUGGCCGCGUUACUGCAGACGCGUGGGGUGCCUGCAGCAUUUGUCGACCUCAGCGAUGUGAUCAGCCCGGCCAUGGGCGAAAACCUGAAUGAGACGUUCUAUCAACAACUCGGCGAAGCCAUCGCCAAAAAGAUCGCAGCGCUAGGUCCGGACACGGUCCCCGUCAUCACUGGAUAUUUCGGUUGCGUCCCAGGAGGUCUCCUGAAAGAGGUGGGACGAGGAUACACCGAUCUCUGCGCAGCGUUGACCGCCGUCGGUCUCAAAGCCCGCGAGCUUCAAAUCUGGAAAGAAGUCGACGGAAUCUUCACCGCCGACCCUCGGAAAGUGCCCACGGCGCGCCUCCUCGACAGCGUCACCCCCGCCGAAGCCGCCGAAUUGACCUUCUACGGCUCCGAAGUUAUCCACCCCUUCACCAUGGACCAAGUCAUCCGCGCCAGCAUCCCGAUCCGCAUCAAGAACGUCAUGAACCCCCGCGGGAACGGCACCAUCGUGCGCCCGGACCCGACCGAAACGCCCGGCGUGAUCAACAACCCACGCAAAGGCUUCUUCCGCAGCCGCAGCCUCAGCUACCUGCUCGCGAAAUCGUCCGCCGCCGGGAAACAGCCCAAACGGCCCACGGCCGUGACCAUCAAACGCGGCAUCACGGUCCUCAACGUGCACAGCAAGAAGCGCACCCGCGCCCACGGCUUCCUCGCCUCCAUCUUCCGCGUCCUCGACCAGUUCCACCUCUCCGUCGACCUCAUCUCCUCCUCGGAAGUCCACGUAUCCAUGGCGCUGCACUCCGAGCGCAGCCUGCUCUCCUGCCUGCCGCACCCGGCCAGCCCGGGCUCGGCGCAGCGGGAGCCCGACGACCUGCACAUCGAAUCCGCCGCAUUACAAGGCGCGGUCGACGCGCUGCAGGGCCUCGGCGACAUCGACCUGCUCCCCAACAUGGCCAUCAUCUCGCUCGUGGGCCGCCAGCUGCGCACCAUGAUCGGCAUCUCCGGCAAGUUCUUCUCCACCCUCGGCGAGAACGGCGUCAACAUCGAGAUGAUCUCCCAGGGCGCCAGCGAGAUCAACAUCUCCUGCGUCAUCGCCGAGCGCGACACCGACCGCGCCCUGAACGUCGUCCACACCAACCUCUUCACGUUUCUGGAGUAGGGGCGAUGCUGAAUUACAGUAGGAGGGGAUGGCGAGGGUGAGGGGUGAGGGGUGAGGGGUGAGGGGUGAGGAAAUGGAGAACGGAGGAGGUAUGGAAAGAAUAGGACAAAAUGGGAGGGUAGAUGUCCUGCUCCGUCAUCAUUCUUUCCUCUCUUUUGGAGUUGAUGGAGGGUGUGUUUUGACAUGCCGAAAAAAGAAUUAGAAGAGAGAGGGAGAGAAAGAGAGAAAGGAAAAGCUGAACGGCCAAAAAGCAUAAACAUUUCUAUAUUGGAAACCCCCUCGCAUAGGUAUGAUGGAUAGGGUCAAACCGAAAUGAGAAUAGAUUCCUGUCACGUAUCUUCAUCUGUCUUCCCAGCCCCUCCGGCCACAGACUGGUCGUCCCCGAAUUCCCUACCGUCGCGUCUGAUGCUUCUC